Kluyveromyces marxianus DMKU3-1042 is the source of this 822-nucleotide messenger RNA. It is a transcript of the gene USB1, whose product is annotated as phosphoric diester hydrolase. The transcript has a single exon. Gene Ontology annotation, molecular function: nuclease activity. The coding region runs from base 1 to 822 and encodes 273 amino acids. Lineage: Eukaryota; Fungi; Ascomycota; Saccharomycetes; Saccharomycetales; Saccharomycetaceae. The record is from RefSeq and is a predicted model, not a curated record. Gene Ontology annotation, biological process: U6 snRNA 3'-end processing.
AUGGGCUUGGUUUCUUCAGACUACAAUAGUGAUAGUGAUAGCACGAAUAGUGAUAGUGAGACGGGAGAAGAGAGUAGCAAAAGGCAGUGUUUGCCCGAAUUACCAGACGAUAUUGUGUACAAUUAUAACAAGCCGGUGGUGAUCGAUCCGUUGAAUACGAGGAUGUAUGUAGCGCCAGUUUCGAAGAACAUUGGGUUUCUGUUUUUGGAGCUACGUUUGGAUAGCAAGCAGCAGCAGAUAAUGGAUCUUGUGUUGAAAGGGGUGAAUGCGGUUAUGGAUACGCACCACAGGAAUUCGUUUGAACCGUUGCACAGGGGGAAGUUUGGGGCGAUGAAGCCGUUGCAUGUUUCGCUUUCGGAAACAAUGAUGUUUGCGAAUGAAUCGGAGUUGGAAGAGAAGAUGGGUAGAAUACGGCAAGAGAUUCGGGCCCUUGAGUGCAAGUCUGUGCCUGUAGCGUUGAGUGGAGGGUGGCUUGUGUAUGAGAAUUUUGACGCGAGUUUGCAGUUUUUAGCGGUAGGGCUAUCGGAGCAGGCAAGGGGACGAUUGAAACCUGUGUUGUCCAUUGUUGAAAAGUACAAGCCAAGAUCGCCGGUUUCGAGACAGCCGGUUGGCUUGAAUAAUUUGCAUGUGUCCUUUGGUGUAGCUCAGAAUGCGUACUUGCAACAGGACGAGAGUAUCUCCAGGCAAAGGCUGGACUCGCUCAGGAACUUGGUGGCUACUGAAGCGUCGGACAGGUUGCCGUUGCUCAGAGCGAAUCUUCAAUUCAGAUGCCACGAGUUGAAAGCCAAGGUAGGCACUAGCGUGAUUACUCUGCCAUUGUAG